Labrus bergylta (ballan wrasse) is the source of this 6467-nucleotide messenger RNA. RefSeq names its product CCR4-NOT transcription complex, subunit 6a (gene cnot6a). Gene Ontology annotation, molecular function: protein binding; poly(A)-specific ribonuclease activity. Lineage: Eukaryota; Metazoa; Chordata; Actinopteri; Labriformes; Labridae. Gene Ontology annotation, biological process: nuclear-transcribed mRNA poly(A) tail shortening. Gene Ontology annotation, cellular component: nucleus; CCR4-NOT complex; cytoplasm. The record is from RefSeq and is a predicted model, not a curated record.
AGUCGCCAUGAUACAGCAGCGGAAACGAGCGAGAAGUAGCUAGAAAACAAAAGAGAACACGCAGUCGUCCUCGCGAUCUGGUAUGCUCUUGCAGUGUUAUAGGAAUGCCCAAGGAAAAAUAUGACCCGCCGGAUCCCAGGCGGAUGUACACAAUUAUGUCAACCGAGGAGGCAGCCAACGGGAAGAAGUCAUACUGGGCUGAGCUGGAAAUCAGCGGCCGAGUAAAGAGUCUCAGCACAGCCCUGUGGUCUCUCACCCACCUCACUGCCCUGCACCUCAGUGACAACUCUUUGUCACGUAUCCCGCCAGACAUUGCCAAACUACACAACCUGGUAUACCUGGAUCUCUCAUCCAAUAAGAUCAGGAGCCUGCCGUCAGAGCUCGGUAACAUGGUGUCUCUCAGGGAACUGCUUUUAAAUAACAACCAGUUGCGGGUUCUGCCAUUUGAAUUGGGGAAACUGUUUCAGUUACAAACACUGGGGUUGAAAGGAAACCCACUUGCACAAGAAAUUAUGAGCCUCUACCAGGAACCUGAUGGCACGCGGAGACUGCUCAACUACUUGUUAGACAAUCUGGCAGGGGCUAUCAAGCGCAUACCAACAGAGCAGCCCCCAGCUCGGUCAUGGAUCUCAAUUCAGGAACCAGAUCGAGCGCGGGAUUCAGCGCUGUUCUCUGUGAUGUGCUACAAUGUGCUGUGUGAUAAAUACGCCACACGACAGUUAUAUGGCUACUGCCCCUCUUGGGCUCUGAACUGGGAGUACAGGAAGAAAUCCAUCAUGCAGGAGAUCCUGGGCUGCAGUGCAGACAUCAUCAGUUUGCAGGAAGUUGAAACAGAACAGUACUACAACUUCUUCCUGCCUGAGCUUAAGGAGCAGGGAUACGAAGGGUUCUUCAGUCCAAAGUCACGAGCCAGGACUAUGUCAGAGUCAGACCGCAAGCACGUGGACGGGUGUGCAAUUUUCUACAAAUCGGAAAAGUUCAGCGCAGUGCAGAAGCACACAGUGGAGUUCAACCAGCUGGCCAUGGCUAACUCCGAGGGCUCCGAGGCUAUGCUGAACAGGGUUAUGACAAAAGACAACAUCGGGGUGGCCACACUGCUUGAGGUCCGCAAAGAGAUGAUGGAGGCCUCCUCUGGAAAGUCCCUCCAUGGCAUGGAGAAACAGCUGCUCCUGGUAGCCAAUGCCCAUAUGCACUGGGACCCUGAGUACUCUGACGUCAAGCUGGUGCAGACGAUGAUGUUCCUGUCAGAGGUGAAGAACAUCGUGGACAAGGCAACACGCAGCCUCAAGUUGUCAUCGGUCUCUGGUGAGACCAACGCCAUUCCACUGGUGCUGUGCGCUGACCUCAACUCUUUACCUGACUCUGGUGUUGUGGAGUACCUCAGUUCAGGUGGAGUGGACUGCACCCACAAGGACUUCAAGGAGCUUCGAUACAGUGACAGUCUGACCAAAUUCAACUGCAAUGGCAAGAGCAGCACGUCCAACGGCAGGAUUACCCACGGCUUCAAGCUAAAGACCGCCUACGAGAAUGGCCUGAUGCCUUACACCAACUACACCUUUGACUUUAAGGGUGUCAUCGACUACAUUUUCUACUCGAAGCCUCACCUGAACGUGCUGGGUAUCUUGGGCCCCCUGGACCCCCACUGGCUUGUAGAGAACAAUGUCAGCGGCUGCCCACAUCCCCACAUCCCCUCCGACCACUUCUCCCUCUUCGCCCAGCUGGAGCUGCUCCUGCCCAAUUUGCCCCCCCAGGUCAAUGGGCUCCAUCUGCCUGCACGCAGGUAGUGAGUCCCUGCCGCACCACCAGGGGGAGCUGCCACCACAGCCACCCCUUUUUUUUCAGCCGCCCUCCUCCCUCCCACUACCAGCUCUUCCUUCCACCACAGAGGAGGAGGAAGACAAAAAAACACAACCUGUAAAAUAUAUUCGUACAGUGAGGUCUGGCCGACAGGGAUUUCGUAAAAUGUUAUAGAUAUUCUAUAUUUUUUUCUUUUUUCUUUCUCUGUUUUUCUUUUUGUUCUUUUUUAACUGCUCAAUUCAGUCCUGUUUGUGUAUCAUAUUUUGUGUUUUGGACUCCCUUUUUCCUCCUGAAUUCCACCCACCUACCCACUUUGCUUCUGUCUUUCAAACUAGAGGGGAUGGUAGCUCAUUCAGAUUUGUCACAUGGGGCGCUGUUUGGUUUUUAAGAGCAACAAGGAAACCUAAAAGUGUCUGAGAGGAUGAUAUUGACCAGAAAAGCUGAUAGUCUGCCUGUCUGUCUGUCCUGUAUAAAUCUGAAACCAGCAAAGACAGCAGACUUGUCAGUCUAAGACCUCCAUCAUUGGCUUUUGCAUGUUUUCUCCGGUACUCUCUCAGUGGUUAUAUGAUACAAACAUUUGUUGUUGUUGGGUUAGAGCAGCUUUAGCUGGUAGUUAAACAUCCCCGGAGGUGGAUGUAGCGCAGCUCGCACGAGGUGAGAUAUCCUGCUGUCAUUCAGUGGUGCUGAGGCCUUUUGUGUGGUCAUGGCCUCCCAUGGUGCUACAAGAUAGUCUUCACCUCUGACCCUGAUCCCUGCUGCAUCAGCUACCAAACCCACAGAUGCCUCAAAAACCAGACGUCCAAGGACUACACUUGUCUGGUUUUUACAUCGGCGGUGUUCAGUGUGAAAUUUGUGUAGGAAGGAUAUGUGAGAAACUGAGAGCAGCUACCAUCCUGUUUGCAGACUGUUUUCACCCCAGCUUGUAUAGAUGUUAGGCUAGUCUUGUGCUUAGGAGCUCACCGUUUUUUGGUCGAGGGUACAGGGGAUUUGGGCUGAUGGGCAAAGCGUUGAGGGGUUUUCACGAAUCUUUUCUUUGUCUUGAUUGCUUUUAUAGGCAGAGAGAGCGAGUCAUUGCUGAUACACAGGAGUAAAAAACCAGCAUUCCUCUCACUGUCUGGAGUUGCCAUCUGACUCCACACAUGCAAGCUUACACACAGACACAGACACACACACACACACACACACACACACAGACACACACACAGACACAGACACAGGUAAUUUUGCAGGCAGAUCUGUAGCACUGUCUCUUGAGGCCAGUAGUGACUUUCCCCAGCCAUAAAAUCCAUACACGAAAAGCAGUGGUUUUUUUCACAAGUGUUUGUACAGAAUAGAAAUCUAGACUCAGUCUUUACAUGAUUGUAUAUGAACCACAAAAGACCUGUUUUCUGGCGUUUUUUGUACUAAGAGUAAAUUAUGAUCAGAUUUGAAAAAAAAAAGCAGAUUGUAUUGUAAACUAUGGCUAAAUUUUUAUCCAGUUAAUGUUAAGAUGAAUUGAUAUUACCAGCUUGUACAAAAGACGUAAGAAGAGGUUGUUCAAGGCGUUCGCUGUCACUACUUUGCACUCCCUUGAGGUUAACUGUAAUUAAUGUAUCAGUAUUGUUUUGUUCUCUCUCCCCCCCCCCCCCCCCCCACCCCACACUUCUCUCUGCUGUUGGUUUUGAUUUGCCGGCACAUUGCUGCAAUUGUAAAUAGACACUUGAGUAAACUUCUGCCUGUUGCUUCCCAUUAACAAAGCCAUUGAUCCACACUGCUGCCAUCAGUCCCGACAAUAAGAACCCUCCAGUGAUUCCACAUCUGUUCAUGUAUAGAUCUCACACUCACUCCCAUUAGUGACGCGUGACCGAUACAAAAUCCCACCUGUAUAACUAAACAUUGUGCCUCACUGUAGCAGUUGUCGUUGUCUUGCACUAUUUUACAUUUGACGAACGCCUGAACAACCUUUUCUGCUUUUAUUUUUAAAUACUGUUGAGACAUUUGUGAAGAUUUUAUGUCCUUUUAUUGGUUUUUGUUAAUGUUGAUUUCCUUUUUUAUGAGCUGUGACAAUGUUAUGACGAUGUGUAUAUCCUUCCUAUUCAUCAAGCUCUCUAGUAAUCAGGUAUGCUAUCUUCACCCAUCCUCUCUCUUCCCCUCAAAGAACACGGAGUAGGAUGUCUAAUCUUUAUUCAAUCCACUCUUCCUGUAUUGUUUUGAUCCCUCUUUGUACCUUAGCACAGCUCCAUGCCCAGAUCCCCCCCAAAAUUCGCAGCCCCCUUGGCUCCUUCCCUGGCCCUGAAUUUUAAAUCACCUUAAGCCUGUCUGUCACCCCACACCCCCACCCCUGAACCGCCCAACCUCAGACUUUGUUGACCCCCUUUUCUUACUCAAACUGUGUCCUUUAAACCCUUUUGCUCAACCACUUUGUAUAGUUCUUAACCCCUCGUCAUUGCAGCUAUAGUGCCAUCUGUGGACCCCCUACCUCUGUAUGGGAAAGGUGGAGGGCCCACUUAGCUCUGCUUUGAGAUGAAGGGGGGAGGAGGGGCAGUUAGCUCAGCUAUUUCUCUCUCUCUGGAAAGCCGGACAAACACAUCCCAAACAAACAAGCAAAGUCUAUCAGUGGUUAGCCGAUUGUUUCCACAGCAAUGCUUUUACACAGCUACGACGGAUCAUGAGCACUUAUUAAAUUCAGAUGCAGCUCCCCUCACUCCUUGUUUCAUCUUGUUAGCAAACAAAGAUCUCAUUACUCUAAUGUAUAUGUUGAAAAUGAAAUUUUAAAAGCAAGAGGGAGGCAAGAAAAUAGGAAGUGUAAGUUAAGACCUCAGAACAACGUCUCUUGUCCCGUUUCUUUCCCCCUUCAUGUUUUUUAACCUUUUUUUUUUUUUCUUUGUUUUCCAAUGGAAACCAAUGUGUCCAGUUUGAUUUAUUUUUUUCUGAAUGGCAUUAGUAAUGUAGUAGAUUUAAAGGCUAGCUUUUUUUGUAAAGUGUGAAUAAAAGAUGUAUCUCAUGUUUCCUUUCUAAAAAGAUAUUGAAUUGUGUUGUUGAUGUGUAAAUCAUGAAUUCUAUGACGGUGUUCUGUUUGCUGCUUUGUUUAGACUUUUACGCCGAUAUAUUUCUUUCCCCAUAUACUCCCCAUCACAAAACCAAAUCCUCUGUAGAAACCAUGAGACAUUGUCUUGAUGAGUUGAAUGUUCCUGAUGAUGUCUCGUAGAAUGAAGGAUUGAGCGCUUAUUGGAGGAAGAACAACCUGUAUCAUUGGUAUCAGUAAAAACUUUCAGCACAGGGAUAUUCAGUUUUUGUUUUCUUUUUUGUUUUUUGUUGACUUCUCAGCUUUAUGUUGGAUGUUGGCACUAGCUGGAGAGUGCUGGUUCCUGUAGGUUAGGGCAGCAGAGCUGUCUUACUCAUGGCUGCAGUUCAGUUCUAGAGAAAACUGUUCUGACCGGUGUAAAAACGUGUUUGUAAGACUAAGCUAACCACCUGCCGCUGUUUACUUUACUGGUCCUGUGACGAUUUUGAGUACUACUAGUCCAUCUUUCUAUUUUUGUGCAUCACAGUGAAAGUAAAAUCGAUUACACUAGCUAGCUACUGUUGAUAGUCACUGAUUCGACUCUAUUCCGUCGCCCCUCCCCGUCUCAUCCCUCUCCCUUGUUAAACUUCAGACUAUGGCUUCAGACUGAGAAUCUGGCGAAUCACACGGCCGAGUUAUGUCACCUUGUGAGCCUCGGCGAGUGAUCACGUUGUUAUCUUUGUACUUUUCAACUGUUGCAUUGUGUUUCAUAGUUGGCUUGUUAGGCGUAGGACGAUUUCCCAGGCUGCAUCUCUUUGUAAUGGUGCACACCAAAGCUGCUUGUAGUUGGGUUCUCUGUUGUAGAGCGACUUCUUUUCAACCACCACCCCAAUCAUAGUCUUCAUGAAAUGUUAGGGCUGCUAAGGAAAGCACGGUACUUUUGUCCUUUUCCUUGAAUCUCACAAACACCUUAUAUCCAUAUUCCUGUUGGUUUCAUUUUUGAAUGCAUCCUUUUUCCCCCAAAACACUUGGCAAUAAUACCCAGAAACAUUCAGACACAUUCAGAAUGGGGUUUUUUAAAAAAUAUUUUACCUGGAGAUAAAACAAUGUAGCUAUUACAUCUUAAGAUCUGUGGUUGUAUUCUUUGUUUUGUUCUUGAACUCAACAUCUUCAACCUUCUAGACCCCAAAAACCCCUUUAUAGAACCAUCCUGUCUUUUAUCAUCCAUCUUGUAUAUUUCUCAUCCACCCCUGCCGAUCUAGUGUUAGUUGUUCAAUGAUCAGGAUUGUCUUUCUGUAGUCAGCUGAGUACAUAUAUUGAUCUGUGUCACUGUGUUUAUGCACUGGACCAAUUAUUGUUUACCAUUCAUGAAAUACCAGCAAAAAAAAAAAAAAGAGAAGAAUAACGACAAAACACUUGCACAAUGUUGUAGAAUGUCCAUUAACCAAGGUGAGAAAUCAAGGCAGCUGUUUUCAAAUCAACACAUACUGUUUUAAAAAGAAACUGAAUGGUAAACAAUGCUUUCUGUUCUACCCCUUAGCCGUCCUCUUGAUUCUCUUUGGACUAGUUUUGUUUCUUUUGAUUUUACUUCUUCCGUUUGACUACAGGUUCUGCUUGUUUCCUUUACACCUACCUAUGUAUUUUCCUACUUCUGGUUGAAAAAUAAAUUCUAUAUUAUCUGUUUCAA